CUGAUAGAAAAAUGGCGAUGUCCAUUCAAUGUGCAUUGAUAUCCCAGAUAAAGAUGCUACAACUGUUGUUUUGUCUAAGUUAUUUUGUUAUUUUAUCAAGUGCUGUGAGUCGUGAAAAUUUUAAAACAUGUGAACAAAGUGGAUUUUGCAAACGGAACAGGGCCAUGCAGCCAGGCCAGUCACCAUAUAUAGCCUUAAUAGAUUCAUUACAAGUUCAAGCAAAUAGUCUUAACAUUCAAUUAUUAAAUAAAAACAAUAAUGUUAGAUUAAAAUUAGAGGCAUAUGGUCUACAAGAUAAUAUGUUUAGAGUAAAAAUAAACGAACUGUCUCCUAUAAAAGAAAGGUAUGAAAUACCUGUGGGUGACAGUUUGAUAGAAGAGCCUAGGUUACACAAUAUAAACCUGUCUCAGAAAGAUAAAGAUAAAAUAGUUUUCACUAUGGAUUCUAAUAAAGUUGUAAUAUCUGUGGAACCAUUUAGAAUGGAUAUUUAUUCCAAUGAUGAUCCUGUUAUUAGUAUUAAUGCUCAGGGUUUAAUGAAGUUUGAACAUUACAGAAAAAAAGAGAGUUGGUUGAUCAACACUGGUUCAUCAAUAUUUUCAUGGUUUACAAACCAUUUCAGAGAAGCACCGCCUGCUGAAAAUGAAGAAGAAAAACCAGAAGGGGAAGAGAAAAAGGAAGAAGAAAAUGCUGUUGAAACUAAAACUGAGGAAGAACCAGAUAUGUGGGAAGAAACAUUUAAAACUUUUACAGACAGCAAACCGCAUGGUCCAUCGUCCGUGGGUAUUGAUGUAUCUUUUCCUGGUUUUGAAGAUGUUUAUGGAAUACCAGAACAUGCUGAUACUAUGGCCCUUAAAACUACCAAAACAACAGAUCCAUAUAGAUUAUUUAAUUUAGAUGUUUUUGAGUAUGAACUGUACAAUCCUAUGGCUUUAUAUGGUGCAGUGCCUUUAAUGUAUGCUCACAAUGAAAUGAGAACUGUUGGUAUUUUCUGGCAUAAUGCUGCUGAAACAUGGAUCGAUAUUAGUUCUAAUACAGCUGAUAAGUCGGUUUUCUCCCAUAUUGCUGACUUUGUUAAAGGAAAUAAUGAAAUACCCCAGACAGAUACACACUGGUUCUCCGAGAGUGGUGUUAUAGAUAUUUUUAUAUUAUUAGGACCGACACCAUCUAAUGUAUUUAAACAAUAUGCUAGAUUAACAGGAACCACGCCAUUACCUCCUUUAUAUUCAAUAGCAUAUCAUCAGUGUAGAUGGAAUUAUAAUGAUCAGGAUGAUGUGAAAUCGGUUGAUGCUAAUUUUGAUAAAUAUGAUAUACCAUAUGAUGUUAUAUGGUUAGAUAUUGAACAUACAGAUGGUAAAAAAUAUUUUACAUGGGCCCACGAAAAAUUUCCUCAUCCUGAAGAAAUGAUCAAGAAUUUAAGUGUUAAGGGACGUAAACUAGUAACUAUUGUUGAUCCUCAUCUUAAACGUGAAGAUGGAUAUAGUGUAUAUACUGAUGCUAGAGAUAAAGGUUAUUUAGUUAAAAAUAAAGAUGGUAAUGAUUAUGAUGGAUGGUGUUGGCCAGGCUCAUCAAGUUGGCCUGAUUUUACUAGUGCUGAAGUACGGGAAUGGUGGACCAGUAAAUUCUCACUAUCUGAAUAUAAAGGUUCUACACCAGAUCUUAUUGUAUGGAAUGAUAUGAAUGAACCAUCUGUAUUUAACGGUCCUGAAAUUACAUUUCAUAAAGAUGUUAAACAUAUGAAUGGAUAUGAAAACCGAGAUCUUCACAAUAUAUAUGGACUUUAUGUUCAUCAAGCUACUAUGGAUGGUUUAUUAAGAAGAUCUGGAGGAAAAGAAAGAUCAUUUGUUUUAACUCGAGCUUUCUUUGCUGGUUCACAGAGACAUAGUGCGGUAUGGACAGGUGAUAAUAUAGGAGAAUGGUCUCAUCUUAAAGUAUCUAUACCAAUGAUAUUAUCAUUAAAUUUAGCUGGUAUUACAUUCUCUGGUGCUGAUGUUGGUGGAUUCUUUAAAAACCCAGAACAUGAACUCAUAACAAGAUGGUACCAGACUGGAGUUUUUUAUCCAUUUUUACGAGCCCAUGCCCAUCUUGAUACUAAAAGACGAGAACCAUAUCUAUUACCAGAAGAACAUAUGAAUAUUAUACGUGAAGCAUUACGAUUACGUUAUUCCUUAUUACCAUAUUGGUAUACACUCUUCUAUCAAGCAGAACAAGAUGGCUUACCGAUAUUUAGACCACUGUGGGUCGACUAUCCUAAAAGUAAAGAAGUAUUUAGAAUGGAUGAUCAAUUCUUACUAGGAUCGUCUAUAUUAGCUAAGCCAAUCACAGAUCAAGGAACAACAAAUACAAAUGUACAUUUCCCUGGUAGACAUGAUAUAUGGUAUGAUAUUGAUACAUAUGAGGUGUAUGAUGGUGGAGUCACCAAAAAUGUAGCAGCUCCAUUAGAUAAGAUACCAGUUUACCAAAAAGGAGGAUCUAUUAUACCUCGUAAAUUACGACCACGAAGAUCAUCCAGCCUUAUGUAUCAAGAUCCGUUUACAUUGAUAGUUUGUCUAGAUCAACAGGGAAAUGCUAAAGGAGAAAUCUAUCUAGAUGACUAUCAUACAUUCCAGUAUAGGAACGGAGAAUAUUUGCAUCGUGAAUUUACAUUUAACAAUAACAAUUUAUCAUCAAAAAAUAUAGAUCCUAAAGGACAGUUUAAUACAAGAGAAUGGAUUGAAAAAAUUAUCAUAGUUGGUUAUCCAAAGAAUCCUUUAAAUAUUUCUAUUAAAAAUUUUAGUGGUGAAAAUAGUAAAAGAUUGGCUCAUAAAUAUAAUAGUGAAGAAAAGAGUUUAACUAUUAGAAAACCUGGUGUUAAUAUAGCUGAUGUAUGGACAAUUACCAUCGAAUAAUAGUUAUAUAUAAAUAGGCCUGUUAUUAUUGUUUCAUUAUUAUUAUUAUUCAUUGGUUUGUACGUAAUCACAAAUUUCUGUUCAUAUCAUAUUUUGUCUUAUAGUAGACACACACUGUAGAUAUGUUGUGUGAUGUAGAUUUUGGUCAAAAGCUCUGCAUUUCAGUCAUAACAAAUUAUUGCUCUGAAUAUUUACUUUUCUUGAUUUCUUUUAAUCAGUUUUGAUAUUUUGUAUCUCAAUGACGGGGUAAAAUCGAUUAAACUAAUCAAUAUUUUAUGUUCAUAUCUCAACUUAUAUUUCAUAUUAUAUUAGGAUCAUUUUUAAAUAUUAUUCCAUUAAUUUGAUAUUAAUUAAUAUUGUGAAAUUAUUGAGCUUGUGAUAUAUUAAUAAUUGGACGGAUCAUCAGUUGAUAAAGAUGCAUUAUGUAAAAGCUAAAUCUGUUUAUUGCAGGUCUUUUUUUUCUGGCUUCAAAUGUUAUAUUAACUAUUUAUUAUGUAAGAUUUAGAUAAAGAGCUAGCCAUUCUUGCUAUAAUAGUUCGAAAAUAGAUAAGGUAAAAUGAAUAAUUUGGAAAUUUCAUUCAAAUUACUCUAUUUCAAGCGAAGAUAUUAGCCUUUGAAGGCUUGACAUGUGCAAUAAUUUCAACCAACGUACUGGUUGUUCUGAGCUAAGUCUCGCUUCUCCAUUUUUAGCUUAAAUCAAAAUAUGGCUGAACUGUUCUAAUCUAUUUAAUAUCGGAGAAAUCUGAUGCCAUUGAGGGUUGAUUAUGGACUGGAUAAGUUAAUUAAUGUCUAAUUAAUAAUUUAGAAAACAUUUUCGGCCUAAAGAAAGACCUGCAAUAGGCAAAUUUAGCGCUUGCAUAAUGUAUGUUUAACUAUUUAUUAAACAUUUAUUCAUAUGGCGAGCCCAUAAUCAACUAUCUUGGCCUUCAGAUGGCCAAGAUAUUAAAUGGAUUUUAUAAUGGAUAAUAAGGACUAUCAUCACAGUUGUACUUGACCAUCAAGACUAUUAAAGCUAUAGCUUGUCAAAACUUCAAACAUUCAUAACUUUGCUCCUAAUCGAGUAAUUUUACUGAAAUUUUCAAUAUAUUAAUUUACAAUAUCGAUUUUGGAACCAUUAUGGCAAGAACAGCCAGCUUUUAUCUAAAUCUUACAUAAUGCAUCUUUAAAUAUAUACUAGUUGAAAUAUUGUAAUAAAAAACAAACCCAGUGUUCAUCUGAUGUUAUUAAACUGAAAAGUAAAAUUACAGAGUUUCUUCAUUUUAUUUAAUUGGCCAGUUAAAUACGGUUCAUACAAAAUAUGAGCCCAACGGUUUUGUUUAUCUAAUGUGUAUAUGAUAAUAUUAAUUUAAACGGUUAUAUUGGUGCAAAUAAGAGAGUGGUGAUUGGUGUGAUAAACAAAAAUAGUUAUAAAAGGUUUAAGUUGAAUUGGUUCUAACUCUUCUAACGCUUCAUCAGUUAACAUAAUUUAUAGUAAUGUGGUGAAUAUUUGUUUCAUUUAACAUAGAUGUGUGACAUUUGUUUUGUCGAACCUAAAAUUAAAAUGAGUGUGUAAUUAGCUGUGGAACAUGCAAGUCUUUAAAAGUGCAAUACAUUUUAAGAUUAUAAUGUGCAUAGUCGGUCGGUUCACAAAUCAUGUUCAGAAUUUGAAAUGAGAUUGCGUUAAUAAAGGAGAUAGAAGCAAUACAUAGAUUGACUUUACAGAAUCCAGCAGUUAAAAAACGUAACAGUUUCUAAAAAUGCAUUUGUUUCACCUUAUACUAAGAAUUGCCUUGAAUAUUAAUUUUGAUAUUCUAGACUUGAUCAUGUUUGGAUGUAGAUAAUUUAGUAACUUGACAUUCUUAAUCAUUGGAUAGCUGUAUACAUAUCUUCAUCUGGAGUGAUGAUGAUUACUUUCAUUACCAUCCCACAUACACAGUACAUAACUGGAGAUAUUUGCUAUUAGGCCUAAAAGUGAUAAAUUAAAUUUGUCGACACAAAUAGUCACUAUAACAGUAAAGUUUUUAUGAAGUUUACAUGGCUAAUAAACCAUAGUUAAAGCAAUAUACAUAAAAUAAAACUGUUCUACCUACUUAAACCUGUAUUGAUAUUGUGUAAUUAUUAAAUAUAGUGGUGUUUUAAAGAUAAAUAUAUUCAUUGUUAAGUUUAAUCUUAUUGUUAAAUACGGUGAUCAUCUUAUCUGUAAUUUGUGCUUUAAAAAAAAUCAUUGUGCUCAUCAUGGUAUGAAAGAAAAUUUGACUUCUUUGCCAAAAUUUAACCAAAUUUUUGUGUAUGUGAAGAUGUACCUUGUCAAUUUCAAUUUCCUUUAUUUUUACUUUGCUGUUGUUGUCAUGAUAUGAUUUACAAAUCAGAGUUUGCUUGUGUUUCUCUAAGCUGCAAAUUAGAAACCGCAUAUUUAAAAAAAGAAUAUUUAGUAUUUCAACCUUGCAACUAGUUUGAAAUAUUAAAUAUUCUUUUUUAAGAAAAAAUUAACUUUUUUAUUUACAGUGUCAAUCUGUGCUAGAUUUAUUUGUUUUUACAGUUUCGAUCGGUGCGCAGACUCUGCAACAAAUUUUAUAAAUAUGCAGUUUCUUAAAAAAAUAAUAAGAUUAUCUGAAUAUAAAUUUGUACUUGUGAACUAGCUGGUGAUUUGUUAGUAAUGUUGCUUUAUGUUUCUGCCUUACAAAUAGUUUAUAUUUCUGUAUUUAUUUCAUUAUUUUUUUUUUUUUUUUUUUCUUCUGUUUGCUGGUUAAUUAGAAAUUUUUGAAAUAUACAGGGUAAAGUUUGUCAUGUAAACCAGUAAAUAAAUUUUUGUGCCAUAUUUAGUUAAUUUAACAAGUUAAAGUUAAAAAUGUUAUAUAAUGUUGACUAUAUUAUUUGUCACAAAGUAAAAUGUUUACCCAUUCAAAUAUUAAUUCUUGUGUUUACGUAUUAAUGUAUGAAAUAUAUGAUUUGUAAUUUGUAUGAAUGAUAUAAAACUGAUGUAAAUACUGAAAAUAUUGCAAACUACCCAUUAUUAAAGGCAAAGAUGUGAAAUCCAUCCAUACAGUGAUUGAAAUUGUCUAUAUAUAGUACACUCAGCCAUUAAACCCCUCCUGUGUUCUCCAAUAUGUAGUUGAUAAAACCUUACAGAUUAUCCUUAUACAGAUUAGGACAAAUUAGACCACAUACUGGCUGUUCUCCACUUUGCAAAGUGAUUGUUUUGUGCCUAAUGUGGACAUACUGUCUCUUUCAAACAAAUUCACUGGAGUGAAUACUUAAGGAGCAUAAAUCAGUUUUCUGCAAAAUCUGAUUUCUGAUUAUUUUCCUGCAACAUUUGUUGAUUUGGAUUAGUCUACAGAAUAAAAAUAACAAUACAAUUUUUCUCCUGCAGAAAUAUUGCCACCAUUGUUGUUUUCAUUGUUAUAGGGCAACAAAAUUUGCUCAGAGGUCCUUCUGGUUUAGAAUGAAUAAACAAAGUAUUGUGUAAGUGAAGUACCGGUACACACAUUAUGUUAGAACAUACUGAAACAUUUAUUAAAAAAUGGCUGUUGUUUCUGCAAUUAAACUAUUUGUACUUACUACUAAGUAUUACAUUUUAAACAAUAGAUUAUAUUUUGGUAUAUAUAUAAAGGAUAAUUAAACCGUGUAUAUGAAGUAUAACCUAUGUGUAUUGAAGUUGUAUAUUUGAAUAUAUUUAAUCAUGAAUGUACAGAUUAUUACCAUGAGCAUUGAUGUGUAAAAUAAAAAAAAUAUAUUUUAAAUUAAAAGCACAUUGAAAAUUAUCAGCGCAGCAAAGAUUCUCAGUUUCCUUCACAAUCAAAAUUUGCUUGCACAAAAUUUCUUGGCUGCUUUCAUCUAAAAUAACUGUUUAUCAUUGCUGUUUAUAUAUUGUUACUCGUUUGAUUAUGUGUGAAAUAUGUUAUGAAUGAUCAGGAUACAAGUUUAUAAACUUUUUUGAUUAAUUACCAAUCAUGUCAACCAUGCACUAUCAUUGUUGGAGUAAUUUUUCAUUAACAAUAAAAACUGUAGUGAAGAAGAGGA
Molecule: messenger RNA, 6884 nt
Organism: Patella vulgata (common limpet)
Lineage: Eukaryota; Metazoa; Mollusca; Gastropoda; Patellidae
Product: neutral alpha-glucosidase AB
Exons: 23
Coding region: 12-2885 (957 amino acids)
Biological process (GO): N-glycan processing; carbohydrate metabolic process
Molecular function (GO): carbohydrate binding; alpha-glucosidase activity
Source: RefSeq, a predicted model, not a curated record